AUGAGGACCAUCCUCAGCCUCGUCUUCGUGUUCGUGCAGCUCGCCUCCGCGCUGAAAUUCGACCUCGUCGCUACCUCCGGCCACGGCAAGAAUGAGCGCUGUAUUCGGAACUUCGUUGCUAAGGAUCAGCUUGUUGUUGUUACUGCUAUUGUUGGUGGUACUAAGGGAGAUGGGCAGAAGGUUAAUAUUCAUAUCAAAGAUUCCAUGGGCAACGACCACGGCCGACCAAAAGACGUCGUCGGCGAAACGCGUCAAAUAUUCACUUCGCCCGCUGAUACCGUUUUCGACGUGUGUUUCGAGAACCAACUUACCGGCCACAACGGCAUCUCAAACCCCUCCCGCCCAAUCGAACUAGACGUCGACAUUGGCGCCGACGCCCGCGACUGGAACAGCAUCCAGUCCCAGGAAAAGCUCAAGCCCGUCGAGACAGACCUCCGCCGCAUCGAGGAGAUGGUCACCGAUAUCGUUACGGAGAUGGAGUACCUGCGUGCACGUGAGCAGCGUCUGCGCGAUACCAAUGAGAGCACUAAUGAGCGUGUGAAGUGGUUCGCUUUCGGGACUAUGGGUAUGCUUGUUGGGCUUGGUGCUUGGCAGGUUGUUUAUUUGAGGGCUUAUUUCAGAUCCAAGCACCUUAUCUAG
This is a messenger RNA of Penicillium arizonense, 639 nucleotides long. Its product is annotated as p24 family protein. The transcript has 4 exons. The coding region runs from base 1 to 639 and encodes 212 amino acids. Gene Ontology annotation, cellular component: COPII-coated ER to Golgi transport vesicle; Golgi apparatus; endoplasmic reticulum. Gene Ontology annotation, biological process: endoplasmic reticulum to Golgi vesicle-mediated transport; Golgi organization; intracellular protein transport. The record is from RefSeq and is a predicted model, not a curated record. NCBI's taxonomy places the organism in Eukaryota, Fungi, Ascomycota, Eurotiomycetes, Eurotiales, Aspergillaceae.